This is a messenger RNA of Striga asiatica, 6175 nucleotides long. NCBI's taxonomy places the organism in Eukaryota, Viridiplantae, Streptophyta, Magnoliopsida, Lamiales, Orobanchaceae. The record is from the annotation of a GenBank genome assembly.
AAAUAUCUCAUUAUUUUCUUCCCCCAAAAUCGAUUCGAACUCUAAACCUAAUAGUUAUACUCAGCGUACUCCCAUCCACGCUUUAAUUCCCCGCCAAAAGAAAAGGAAAAAAAAAAACGAGAAAAACAAUUCUGUGCUGCCACCACCGCUCUCCGCCCGGCAUGGACUCCGCCGUCCACUCGGCACUCGAAGAAAUUUGCUCCGCAGCUGCAAACGGGCUCCACCUCCGGAGCCUAUGGCCGAGACUCGGCCCGCAGCUCGCGUCAGAGGGCCUCCCCCUCGGCCCGAACGUGAAGCGUGCCCUGUGGGAGAAUCUUCUGGAAAUUCCAGGGCUCAAACUCGAGUCCUCUGAUGGCUGCGCUCUGGACAGCUCGAAGCAGGAUUUGGUGAAGCGAACCGUUGAGGAGUGUGAAAAGAUGAAUGUCAAGAUCGUGGCUCCGGAGUCGAUGAGGAAGAGCUUUCUAGGCAUUUACGAGAUGGAGUCCUCAGAGUCUGGCCUGUCUGAUAUUCAGCGACUCAUUCUUGAGCGGCUUGCUGUUGCUAGGACAAAUGGAAUUGCACAAAGUGAUCUUUCAAAAGAAUUACACAUUGCACCAAACAAAUUAUUCUACCCAUUGAAGAGACUUGAAACCCAAGGAUAUAUUGUGAGGCAGCCAACUGUUAUUCGAACAAAACAGGCAUCCAACAGAGAGCCAAACAGUGAGUCCGUUACAGCCACCAAUAUGCUGUAUCUAUACCGUUAUGGGAAGCACCUUGGUUACCAUCAGAGACUUGAAAUCACUAAGGAGGAUAAACUUGUGAUGGAUGGGGAGGUAGAAGAUGGUCACGGAGAAACUGGUAUUGAUUUUGGUGAAGAAAUAUCAAAAGAGGAUGUACAUGUCAAAGAUUUUUUACCUGCCCUGAAGGCCAUAUGUGAUAAACUUGAAAAAGCUCAGGGAAAGGUUCUGGUUGUUUCGGAUAUAAAACAAGAUCUUGGUUAUCGAGGAACUCAUGGUCAUCGAGCUUGGAGAAAUAUGUGUCACAAGUUGAAAGUGGCACGAGUUGUGGAAGAGUGCUGUACAAUAAUCAACAAGAAGGUAGUUCUGGAGUAUGAUUUGCACUAUAUUGGAGGUUGUGAGGCUCUAGGCGAUGAAUUAUCGUCCGAGUCACAUGUCGCAUAUGACAACUAUGUUUUCCAUUCACUUAUUGCUGGUAUCUUUCAUUUUCAGGAGGUCAAUUGUUUACGCCUAAUUUCCAGUUUUUCUCCAUCAUAUUUCGAGCCAAAACUUCAUGGGCAUGGGAACGAUGAUACAGAUCCCGAGCAAUCAAAAACGUCAAUGAAAAGAGGUCAAAUUACUGAACAACUUUUAGAACUUCCCCUUCUCCGGCAGGUAUAUGACAUGGUUGAUGCUGCGGGAGCAAAAGGGUUGACUAAUACAGAGAUAUCCAUAACACUGUUUAAACAGGUGUGUAGAAGGCUUGGACUAUGCAGUAAGGAGUACCACAGGCGAUAUUUUAAGCAAAUGAUCUCUAGGUUUGGAUUGCAUUUACAGCUGGAACCUCACAAUAGAAAUGAGGUCUACCGACUUUGGACUGCUGGUAAUUUUAAUCCAGGAUCAUCCAAUAUGGCUCCUGCAGAAGAAGAAACAGCUCUUAAAGUAAAUGAAUCUGGCCCAAGUAGUUUGGAUCUUGAAUCUCAUGAGGACUUGUCUCAGCCUGUGAAAGUGAUAGAUGAUUCUAUUUCAAUGGAGAAUGUUGGAGGUAUCAACAAAAGUGAAAAGGAGGCAGUUGACAUCGCAGAUGCCUCUAAUGUCACAAACAUGGAUAAAGAAUGUUCCAGCACUCUGCUUCUACAAUGCAGUACACAGAAUUCUGGUAUGGAGCUAUCCGGUGGAGUCCCUGAUCAGGAAUUAUUUCCUGCCCGUAACUCAGUAAACAACAAUAAUAUGGUAGAAACAUGUUCUCUUGCUGUUGUUGCACUUGCACCACCAUCAACCCCAACACCUUCCAGGCGUCGAUCAAACCCAAGAUAUCCCCGUCUUAUUAUGGGUGCAACUAACUCACAGAGGGAACAAAACAUACUCAAAUUGUUGCAGGAGGAGAAGUUCCUCAUUAAACCUGAGCUCCAUAGACGUCUGGAGAGUCUUGAGAAUCUUGGGAAGGAAAAGAAUACAACAAUGGACCGAAAGACUUUAUUGCGUUGCCUGAACAAACUUCAGGGAGAAGGGCAUUGUAAAUGCAUCCACGUGAGUGUCCCAGACGUUACGAACUAUGGCCGCAGUAAAGCUGUUGAAGUGAUCCUCCACUCCUCUUUUCAAACUGUUUCCCCUGAAUUACUGGCGCAAAUUCAUGAUAAAAUUAGGUCAUUCGAGAUACAAGUGCGGAGGCAAGCACAUACUCGGCAGAAGGGCCAAUCGGUUCCCAUAUUGGACAACGUGGAGAGGAUUCCAAAUAGCAUAAGGUCAGAUACCCAAUUACUUCGGGCUGAAGCUGUGCGUAAUGGAUUUGUGCUUCCUAGAAUGGUUCGGACAAAGCUUCUUCACGUCUUUCUUUGGGAUUGGAUGCACGGUUCUCCUAGUUGGGAUGGCACCUUAUUGCCUAGUAAUCAUUCUAAUGAUUUGAAAAAUCCACACAGUACCUGCAAGUUGUUUGAGUUAGAUCUGGCCAUUAGAUCGAUGCCACUUGCUUUGUUCUUAAAAGUAGUAGGUUCUGCUCAAGCAUUAGAGGAUAUGAUUGGGAAAUGUAGAAGUGGCAUGCGACUCUGUGAUCUUCCAAUUGAGGAAUACAAGAUCCUUAUGGAUACUCGAGCAACUGGGCGACUAUCUUGGCUAAUUGAUAUACUGCGGCGGCUGAAGUUGAUUCGUCUAGUGAGUAAGGACCAUGCAGAAGAUGGAGGUAGCAAUCCACAUACGACUCUCACUCAUGCAUUAGAACUCAAACCUUACAUUGAGGAACCAGUCACAGGAAUUGCAUCAACUACUGGUCUCGGUUUGCAUGAUCUACGCCCUCAAAUCAGGCAUGAUUUUGUUCUUUUGAGCAGAAAAGCCGUUGAUGAAUACUGGAAUACUUUAGAGUAUUGUUAUUCUGCAUCCAAAUCAAGAGCUGCUUUGCUUGCAUUCCCUGGAACUGCAGUCCAUGAGGUAUUUAAUCCACGAUCAUGGACAUCUUCCCGGGUAAUUACGGCUGAUGAGCGGGUGGAGCUACACAAGCGUGUCGUGAAAGAUGAUCCAAAGGAAAAGCUUUCAUUCAGUGAGUGUGAGAAGAUUGCUAAGGACCUUAAUCUGACCCUGGAGCAGGUUCUCCGAGUCUAUUCUGACAAGAGACAGCAACGGCUUACUAGACUUCAGAGAGAUUUGGCUGCCGAGAAUCAGAAUCCUGGGACAGAUAAAGAAAAAGAUUCUUUCUCGUCAUGUAAAAAUAAAAGAUCUUCCAGCAGAAUGCCAUCAAAGCUUGUGACGGCUAGCCUGGCAGUUGGAGAAUCAAGUCUGGAGAGGUCAAGUCCGAUAUUUGAAGCUGAUGACAAGACAAAUGGGCCAGAUGUGCCAUACUUAAACGAAGAUGAUAAGACGAUCCAUACCUUCAUUCACAAGCAAGCCUUGGCAAACUUUAAUGUGGCACAUAAGAAGAAGAAGUUUAUGUGGACAGAAGAGGCAGAUAGACGAUUGGUGAUUGAAUAUGCAAGAUACCGAGCUGCUCUUGGGGCAAAAUAUCACCGUGUAGAUUGGGCAUCAGUUCCAAAUCUUCCGGCGCCACCUAAUACCUGCAAAAGAAGAAUGGCGGUCUUGAAUAGCUAUAUGCCAUUUAGAAAAGCUGUAAUGAAACUAUGCAAUAUGCUUGCCGAGCGCUAUUCAAAGUACCUUGCGCAACGUCAUGAUAAGAUAUUGGAUGAUGGGGAUUUUAUAAAGAUGACCAAUGAUCCUUCAGUUGUAGAAAAUCAUUUAAAGUCUUCCACCACAGUGUCUGAAGAAUGGGCCAAUUUUGAUGAGGAUGUCAUCAAGUUAAUGGUAAAUGAGGUUUUGAGACAUAAAAGGAUGUCUAAGUUGGAGGUUCCCCAGGAUACUUUCCCAGACCAAGAAAAUAGCGAGGAUAGUCAUAUAUGGCUUCAUAUUACCCCUGACAGCAUACUUUUCUUGAGGGAGGUUGUCCUUUUGAGACACACCAUUUUCUGUAUUCUGAAAGGUCCUUCUAGGGAGAAUGAGGGUUGUGAAAGGCCUAAUGCUUCUGGUCAAAGAUCAAGAUCCCGAAAGCCGCCUGUAAAGUAUAUGAAGCUUUCAAAUGACUAUGGAAGUGUUUGCAGACAGAUGCACGAAUCAGUUGCAGUGGCAAAUGCUGCAGAGUUAUUUAAGCUAAUCUUUCUAAGCAAUUCUAAAGCUCCUGAAGUGCCAAUAUUGCUGGCUGAAACUCUACGUCGAUAUUCUGAGCAUGAUCUCUUUGCUGCUUUUAACUACCUGAGGGAGAAAAAGAUCAUGAUUGGUGGUAGCUCAAACGCUCCUUUCGUGCUAUCACAGCACUUCAUGCAGAGUAUCUCACGAUCCACAUUCCCAGAUGAUACUGGAAAAAGAGCCGCUGAUUUUCUCACAUGGCUUCACGAAAGGGAAGAGGAUUUAAUGGAAGAAGGCAUUGAUGUCCCUUCCGAUCUGCAGUGUGGCGAAGUUUUCACUUUGUGCACUUUAAUAUCUUCAAGAGAGCUGUCGAUUACUCCAUGCUUGCCUGACGACGGUGUUGGUGAGGUAGAAGAUAACAGAACUUCCAAACGAAAAUGUGACGAUAACGAUAUGGACAGUGGAGAAAUAUCUAAGAAACUGAAAACAUCUUUUACCGGGGAAGGGGAGAUGACCUCUCGCCGGGAAAAAGGUUUUCCCGGCAUAAAAUUAUGCUUGCAGCGCGAAUCAUUCAAAGUCGAGGAUGUGCACAGGGUCCCACUAUUCGGUGAAAAAAAUCAAGGCAUACAAAUGGAUGCUAAUUGUGGUGCAUCCGAUUCUGAUGUAGCUGAUUAUGUGAGAGAAAUGCUUGAUUCUGGUAGGACAACCCAUCGUGUGCUUGAUGUGGGUGAGUCGCCAUGGGAAUCUAUGACCAGAUAUGCCGAAUAUCUGACAUCUUCAUGCUCUUAUGAACGAGAAAGUUCUACUCUAAAACCGGACUUAUUCAAAAACCUCUAUUCCGCUAUUCAUAAAUCUGGAGACAAUGGUCUGAGCAUGAAAAAUGUUCGCAAAGUUUUGAACAUUAAAGAUGAGAAGAUGUUGGAACUUAUCAUUGAGGUUCUUGAAGCAUUUGGACGAACUUUAAAGGUCAAUGGUUAUGAUUCCAUUCGCGUGGUAGAUUCAUUGUAUCAAUCCAAGUAUUUCUUGAACUCUGUACGUGGCCGUGUCAGUAUGUGUCUUAAACAUCAGAAAACAAAAUUUGAAGAUGAGUGUGUUCCUCUUGAUAUUGAUAAUCAAGGAGAAUCGGUUUCUCCAUUAGAGAGUGAAAUUAACACAAGUGCCGAUGAAGAGCAUAGGGUAACAAUUCUAAAUCUGCCUGAAGAUGUUUCUGGCCCGUCUGCUGUUUUAUCGACAUCGGAUAACAUUACGAGCUACCAGCACUCUGAUUCGGCUUCUCCUAUAAUUACUGGAGCUGAAAAUUUUGGAUUCCAUUCUGUAGAUGCUCGGUUAUGUCGGCCCCUGUUACCAUGGAUGAAUGGAGAUGGUACCAUAAAUGAACCUGUGUACAAGGGGCUCAUACGUCGAGUCCUUGGUAUCGUAAUGCAAAAUCCGGGAAUAUUAGAGGAUGACAUCAUAAAACAUAUGCAAGGUCUAAAUCCUCAGAGCUGCAAACGAUUGUUGGAGAUAAUGAUUUUGGAUAAUCACAUAAUCACGCGCAAGAUGCAACAAAAGACCUCGUCUCAGCCUCCUUCCAUUCUUGGAAACCUUCUUGGCGACAGGUUUAGAAAAUCGAAGCUGAUAUGUCGAGUUCACUACUUUGCAAAUCCUAUGAGCACAACAUUGUUGUAGACGAAAAGGCUUGUCCAAAGGCAUGUAAGAAGGAAAAUAUAACUCUCUGUAAAGAAAAUGAUAAAUGUGUGGUUAAUGUGUUGUGUGUAGCGUUCUGAGUUUCUGUUUAAGCUUUUGGUGUUUGAAUUGAAGGAAAAAAAGAGAGAAAAAAAAAAAAGAAAUGAAAAUGGUUUUGGUUGUAUGUGUAGAAAANUAUAUAUAUAUAU